GGCGUCGGAGGUGGCGGAUUCGACGCCCCUCUCAUUAUCCGGGCCGGUCCGUUCUCCGGGGCCGGCGAAUGGCGGCGUCUUCGGGGCCCACGUCACGGCCCCGGCGCCGCUAUGGCGGCGCCGGCGGCGCCCCCGACGCGAGAAUAGCUAAUCACCACCGGCACCCCCCACCUUCCCGUCACUCUCGCACCGCGCUUCGGCCCCCCCGACUGCGCGCGUGAAGGCCCCCGGCGGCGCUCGGCUGUGUGCGUGCGUGCGUGCGCAGGGGGGCCCGUCAUUUUCGCGCGGCGUAGGCACGCCUCCGGCCACCACAGCAGCAGCAGCAGCGUCCGCGCGUCGCGUCGGCAUCGCUCUCUCACGCGCCUGUGCGAGUGUGUGCGUCUGUGUCGCGGCCGUGUCGCGCCUCCCGGCGCCCCCACAGAGCCGUGGCGGCUGAGCACGGUGACAGAGCGGCGGGCUGCCCCUCGCUGCCUCCUGCGCCGCCGCCGCUGCCGCCGCUGGAAAUGCGCUCGUCGCCGGCCGAAGCCGCCGCUGCCGCAGCCGCCGCGAUGGCGUUCCAACCGUUCCUGCGACCGACGCCGCCGGACUUCUCGGUGCACUCGUUGCUCAGCGGCGCCGCCAGUGCCCAGGCCGCGCCGUACUUCGCAGCGGCGGCCGCCGGAUUUCCCGCCGCUGCGGCCGCGCUGUUCCCCAAGUUGCACCCGGGGCCGGGACCCCCGCCGCUGUCGGCCGAGGAGUUGCUCGCCGCGGCCGCGGCCCACCGCGGCGGACCUUUGUUGCGACCGCCCCCGGGGCUGGAGCCCGAAGACGAUGGUGUGCAAGACGACCCUAAGGUGACGCUCGAGGCCAAGGACCUGUGGGAGAGGUUUCACACGUUCGGCACCGAGAUGGUCAUCACCAAGUCUGGCCGGCGGAUGUUCCCCGCCUACAAGGUGCGCGUCUCCGGCCUGGACAAGAAGUCCAAGUACAUCCUCCUCAUGGACAUUGUGGCCGCCGACGACUGUCGGUACAAGUUCCACAACAGCCGGUGGAUGAUCGCCGGCAAGGCCGACCCCGAAAUGCCCAAGCGGAUGUACAUUCACCCGGACUCCCCGUCGACCGGAGAGCAGUGGAUGCAGAAGGUGGUCUCCUUCCACAAGCUCAAACUCACCAACAACAUCUCCGACAAGCACGGAUUUCAGACCAUCCUGAACUCGAUGCACAAGUACCAGCCGCGGUUCCACCUGGUGCGGGCCAACGACAUCCUCAAGCUGCCCUACAGCACCUUCAGGACGUACGUGUUCAAGGAGACAGAGUUCAUCGCCGUCACUGCUUACCAGAACGAGAAGAUAACCCAGCUGAAGAUCGACAACAACCCGUUCGCCAAGGGAUUCCGGGACACUGGCGCCGGCAAGCGGGAAAAGAAGAGACAGGCGAUGCUGCUGCAGCAGGCGCCGUCUUCCCUGCACGGGGGUUCCCAGGGGUCGUCGAUGGGCGGCCGCAUGUCGGCCACCAACCACCACCACCACGCGGCGCUGGUGUCCGGCCAGGAGGACUCGAGCGACGAUGACGACAAGCUGGACGUCGGCGAGGCGUCGGACCUCAGGCCAGACGGCGUGCUCGGCUCCAGCCCAGGUCGUGACUCCGAAGACCGGCGCGACGACCGCCUCGACGGCCGCUCGCCCCUGAGCAGCACCGGCUCCGUCGACCUGCACGACCGAGGCGGCAAGCUGUCCGCGAGCGCCGCGGCCUCGGGGCUGCCGCAGCCGUCGCCCCUGCUGCCGUACUUCUACCCGCCGUCGCUGUACCCGCCGGGGCUGACGCUGCCGCAGCUGUUCUUCCCGGGCGCGGCCGCGGCCGCCGCAGCGGCAGCAAACCCCGCCGCGCUCUCCUUUCUCAUGGCGGCCAACCACCCGCUGCUGAACCCGGCCGGCUACUCCGAGGUAGCCGCCAGGCUGAAGCAGCACCGCUUCUCGCCCUACACCGUGCCGGGCAGUCCGUUCGGGGCGCCGCAGUCUCCGUUCCGGUUCCGGCCGGGCGGAGGCUUCCUCGACGAAGACGGCUCCCCGCCACCCGCCCCGCGGUCGCCGCUCGAGACGGCCUUUCCGAGGCUACACCAGCGGCACCCGACGCCCCCUUCUUCGUCGACCUCUCCGCCCCCUCUCAUACCGGACUGCGGGACGUCGUCCGCCGCUCCGUCGUGCUCGAGCAAGCCCGGCACGCCCGCGAACUCGGACGACGGCUGCAACUCGUCCUCGGAGGGUUCGCCCUGCCGGAGCACCUCCGGCGGGUUCCCCUCCGGCGUCUCGCUGGCUGCCGCGUCGGCGUCGUCGACGAGGAAGCCCGCUUCGUCUCCACUCUCCUCACGGUCGACCUCGAGCGACCUGAGGAGCAUCGAGAACAUUGUGAACGGACUCGAGCAGCGUCGCAGGGACUCGAUGGCCGCCGCGGCCGCGGCUGCCAUAGCUGCCGCGCAGCAGGACAGCAAGGCCGGCUGCUAGUUGACAAGAUCGUGUGCAAUGCGCGUUGUGCUUAGACGCUCGGGCUGUGCGCGCCUGUACUGCACCGCUACACUCCGUGUCGCGGUGGCUUCGCGGAGCACUCGUGGAAAGCUUCCGGUUUAGGUCUCGCCGUUACAUGUGCCGGUGAAUCCCCUACCGCGUGCGUGAACGUCGCUUGAUCUGUUUGUUGGUGCUGCGACAGAAGCCAACAACGGUCUUGGACGUCGUUUUGUAACAGUGCGAGGUAGAGAUGUAGAGGUGCGAGGUGUAACAGAUAGAGGUUACUUUUAUGCCGUAAGGCGUAAAAAGAGAAGAAGGAAGACGGGGAAAUUCACGAUGCAUGUCACGGCCUGUUUACGUCAAACGUUUACGUUUACGUCAUUUUGUCAAACAAAAUGUAAGCGGAGCCACCGCAAGCUCCACCAGACUUCUUCUUUUACCCGACCCUUGCUCCUCGUACCCAGCGAGGUGAUACGAACGAAAGGCAUUAUCAUUAUCCAUAUAGCGCCUCGAUGAAACUCGGUUUUAGCCAGUGAUGCUUACUGCCGCGCACACACGAGCAUGCAUAGGGUGCUUCGCGAAGCAAGUGGGGGCGGAGUGUGCGAGUGUACAUUGUUUGCGUCUGCAGGAUGUUCUAUAGAAUGUUCUUGUGUUUGUACGUCUCUGUGCGUGUGUUUGUGCGCGACGACGCACGUCCUCAAGCAUCGACGGACCGCAAAGCUUUGCUGGUCAAACUUUCUGCCCGUGUGCCGACGAUGUGCGUGAAACUGCUGCUGUGGACUCGGGACGAGUUUAUGUGCCGUAUACGUGAACGUCAUUCGUACGUGUGCCCUGUGUGUUACAAUUAUUUUUGUUUUUUUGAGGCUGUUUCAACUGCUGGGAGCGCUUGUCAUCUCUCAGCUCCGCUACGAAAGGAACGUGCGUAUACGUAACUGUAUAAUACGAUGAUGAUGGACUCGAGCGUGGUGCGUGACUUGCCUUAAGAAGGUUUUGUUUACGAAACCGCGCGUAUAUAUACUGAACGGAAAACGGAUUUGUAGCGUAACUAGAAGCUGCACUUCCUUUACUCGCUCGUCGUGUCGGAGUUGGCAAGUUUGCUGGCCUUGUGUUACCGGGAUAGCUAAGAGCAUUUCAGCGUGUAAAGCUGAGGUUGGUUGACGUAAGCGUGUUGCAAAAGCUAAAAGGGCCGCGCCGACUUGCGUCGACAGCAAUUCAAAUGAUAGAAAGAAUGGUCGGUAGUCGUUGCAUACCGCUCGCGGCAAGUAUUCGGCGUUGUCCUCGCGACCAAACUCACACCAAAUGUCUUUUUCCGGUGAAAAUUGUGAAUGAAAGCGACAUGUUUACGUUUAAAAUUCUGAAAGCAUUCUUGUAGACUCGGAACAAUGCAGUCAUUGAAGCAGUUCAAUGCUAUAUUACACCGUAAUUUAUUUUUUAAAGAAGAAAAGGUCUGUGGCAGUAACUGGAAAUAAUUUGUAGCCAUUGCGACCCGUCUGUUUCGGCUGGCACUCGCAUCGCCUAAAUUCAAGAGAACGUACUGAUUAGCUAUAGAAUCAUUGUGUCUUGGUGUGCACUGACGUCCUUUUGCUUUCUCUCUUAUCUAAAGCAAAUGUCGUCAAGUUUUUUCGCGAAGCAUACGCUGCGUGACUACACAUGUGCGUCACAAGUAGGCGCGUUACCUCGAAGGCUGCGCACGUAUUUCUGAAAAAAACAACAACAAAAAAAGAAGCCGGUUGGCGAUGGUUAAGGCUUGUUGCCGCAGGUCGCGACGCUGUUUCCAGCCUCAAACCUAGAUAUCUUUCUUUUUUCUUUUUUCUUUGCUCGCCUCCCGACAACGCUGCAAUCGAGUGAAACGAAGACGAAGUGCUAUGUGCGUUUUCUGUAACGCUUACAACGCCAGUGUCAACAGUGUCGCUGCGACUUUUCUCCCAAAGUCGAGGCCCUGAGAGAACUUAAGAAGGAACCGUGGGCACACCGCCACUAGUUGAUAUGUACAUAGACAUAACUAUAUAUAAAGUAUAAAUAUAUAAAUAUGUAUACAGAUGACACGGAACUGCUGCAAUAUCUGCGCAUGUGCUACUGCUGCAUGUGACGCUAGAAACUCGCCAGGCCAUGUUGUGUGCAUUUUACAACACCCUUCCAGAGCGCUUUUUUUUUUAUUUGUAGGGAUCCGAAGAUUACAGGAAUGAGAGCUAGUUUCUAAACUUGCUGCGCAAACUUAUCCUCGUCUUCAACUUAACAGAAUUAGCUAAGCGCCCAGAACAGUGCUUCGCGUUUGCGAGAGUGUUGUACUUAUUCCCCGAAGUUUCGCCAAUCUGAAACAGCAUGUGAUCGUCUGCGGUCGUUAUUUAAAUGCAAGCAGUAGUAUGCAGAACAAUUCUGCGCUUACGCGUCAGCGAACCUUGCCUGGUCUUGAAUGCAUACCCGACUCGGGACACCCUACACCGUGCAUAUAUAAAAAACAAAAAGAAGACGUCGCUUCCUUCUUCACCUGAAGCAAGCCACAAAUAAUUCUUUUUUUUUUUUUUGAAAGAAGUCCUGACUAAAUUUCACUGCGCGCGGCAUCGCCAAAUCCACAAUAAAGCUGUGCAACAGAAACGAAGCAAGCUCGAUGCAAAAGUGUGCUCACCUUGUCG
Dermacentor albipictus is the source of this 5113-nucleotide messenger RNA. RefSeq names its product optomotor-blind protein-like. Gene Ontology annotation, molecular function: RNA polymerase II cis-regulatory region sequence-specific DNA binding; DNA-binding transcription factor activity, RNA polymerase II-specific. Gene Ontology annotation, cellular component: nucleus. Gene Ontology annotation, biological process: positive regulation of DNA-templated transcription; regulation of transcription by RNA polymerase II; cell fate specification. The record is from RefSeq and is a predicted model, not a curated record. Lineage: Eukaryota; Metazoa; Arthropoda; Arachnida; Ixodida; Ixodidae.